AUGUCGUUCGCCCCUUUUGUCGGAGUGAAUCAUCAUGGACAGUCAACGUUGUUUGGUUGUGGUUUGUUAGCUAACGAGGACACUGAUACAUUUGUGUGGUUAUUCAAGACAUGGCUUGAGUGCAUGCAUGGACAAUCUCCGAAUGCAAUAAUUACUGAUCAAGAUCGGGCCAUGCAGAAUGCUAUUGGGAUCAUUUUCCCAUCUACAACACAAAGAUGGUGUUUGUGGCACAUUUUGAAGAAGUUGCCGGAGAAGUUUGGCUGUCACGUUGACAAGGGCAUGAUAUUUUCAGCUUUACACAAUCUGGUUUAUGAUUCACAAACUAUUGAAGAAUUUGAACAAGGAUGGAAACAAAUGAUUGAUACAUAUGAGUUGUGUGAGAAUAGUUGGUUGUCAGGAUUGUAUGACAAUAGAGGUCGUUGGGUUCCUUAUUUUUUAAAAACCACAUUCUGGACAGGCAUGUCAACAACCCAACGGAGUGAGAGUAUGAACGCGUUCUUUGAUAGGUAUGUCCACUCGAAGACGUCGUUGAAGCAAUUUGUAGAGCAAUACGAAAGAGCACUGAGGAGUAAGGUAGAAAAGGAGUUCCAAGCUGAUUUCAGGUCAUACUCACAAAUGCUGCUCUGUGCAACAAAUUAUGAAAUUGAAAAGCAUUUCCAGUCAGUUUAUACCAUCUCGAAGUUUAGAGAAGUACAGGAUGAGUUCAAGGGAAAGGUUCAUUGUGACAUCAUAUCUGCUACUGAGGGAUUUUCGAGGACAACAUAUGAGGUGCGCGAGGAUGUGAUGGGGAUUAUUUGCAGACAUGCAAUUGCGGUAUUGAUUCGAAACGACGUCACACGAUUACCGGAGAAGUACACACUGCGGAGAUGGAGGAGAGAUAUCAGUAGAGCACACGCGAUGAUUGCUGUAAACUACGAUGGUUUGGUCAGUACUCCCGGACAGUUAAGAUAUGACGAGAUGUGUAAGGCUUUUUCGCAAGUAGCCGAUCUCGCUGCAGAUGAUGAAGUCCGAACCCGGGCUAUAAUGGACUAG
Molecule: messenger RNA, 1032 nt
Organism: Olea europaea var. sylvestris
Lineage: Eukaryota; Viridiplantae; Streptophyta; Magnoliopsida; Lamiales; Oleaceae
Product: protein FAR1-RELATED SEQUENCE 5-like
Exons: 2
Coding region: 1-1032 (343 amino acids)
Biological process (GO): regulation of DNA-templated transcription
Source: RefSeq, a predicted model, not a curated record